AUGAUUUUUGGUAAACUAUUGAGCUGCAUAUUCUUCCUUUUUGCAUCGGUUUAUGGCUUGGCCGACCAAGGUGAUGGUGCCGGUGCUAAAACCAGUGAGCAAACCAUCGUGUGGAUCACAACCACAGUGAAGGGUGAACUUACUACUAUGUCCACAUUAUUCAGUCAAUCCUUCCUGAGUAUAAAUACCGACGCAGCCGGUCAAAGUAUUGCCAGUGGAGAAAUAGGAAUGGGCACCAUCAGCGGUUCAGUUGGUGGGCACAGAUCUUACGACCACACCACCAUUUCUCAAGGCAAUGCUGGAGCUGGCAGCAGUGGCAAUAAUGUCUACGCUGGAGUUGCUGGUGCAGUAUACGUGCUAUUGGGAUUGAUCUAA
This is a messenger RNA of Lodderomyces elongisporus, 375 nucleotides long. It is a transcript of the gene PGA1, whose product is annotated as Pga1p. NCBI's taxonomy places the organism in Eukaryota, Fungi, Ascomycota, Pichiomycetes, Serinales, Debaryomycetaceae. Gene Ontology annotation, biological process: fungal-type cell wall organization. Bases 1 to 375 code for a protein of 124 amino acids. The record is from RefSeq and is a predicted model, not a curated record. The transcript has a single exon.